AUGGGACGGGCUGUUAGCGAGGCGUCCGAUGAUGAGGACGAGAAGACAAGCUUGAGGGAAGCCGCGGUGGAGAUAUCUGGGACGACUGCUCUGCACAUGGCUGCGUGCGAGCAGUACCCUAAGACGGUUGACCUUCUUCUCUCCAAGGGUGCCAAUGCGAACGCCGCAGACAUCAACGGCCGCACUCCUCUCAUGGAGGCAGCAUUGUGGGGCCGCCUGCAAAACGUAGAGAUCCUAUUGAGGCACGGGGCCGACAAGUUUUUGGCAUGCAUCGAGCGGGACCGUCUUAUGCUUCCUGUCGACUUUGCGAGACCGCUGAGGGAGAAAGCACAGUCCCGACGGUUAUGUGAAGGUGGCUCUUCGAGCGCUGAGUACAUGGAAAAGGAAGAAAGGAGUCCGCUAAAUGAGUGA
Messenger RNA from Hirsutella rhossiliensis, 411 nucleotides. Its product is annotated as ankyrin repeats (3 copies) domain-containing protein. The record is from RefSeq and is a predicted model, not a curated record. Gene Ontology annotation, molecular function: protein binding. NCBI's taxonomy places the organism in Eukaryota, Fungi, Ascomycota, Sordariomycetes, Hypocreales, Ophiocordycipitaceae. The coding region runs from base 1 to 411 and encodes 136 amino acids. The transcript has a single exon. Gene Ontology annotation, cellular component: cytoplasm; nucleus.